ACGGAUUGCGUAUCGUGUGCUACUAUACAAGCUCAGCCCAACACCGAGCUGGAGUUGGAAGGUUUACACCCAAAGACGUCGACCCAAAUCUGUGCACUCACUUGGUGUAUUCUCAUGCUAGGAUUAACGGAUUUGAUCUGGAAGCAACUCAGACGAACGAUGAGACUUUAAAUGGGAAAUUGGGGAUGUAUGGACAUGUUGUCAGCUUUAGGAAAAAAAAUCCAAAACUAAAGGUUCUUUUGGGAGUUGGAAGCUUCAUGGAAAUGCCACAAUCGUUUUUCCCCGCAGCGGCCAGCAAAAGUAGUAGAGCAGUCUUCGCUAGCAGUGUAGCCACCUAUCUUCGCAAUCGACAUUUCGAUGGAGCUCAGAUGGAAUGGGCGAACCUUGCUGCAAAACCAAAUCCACGUUAUGAUAAAAACAAAUUUUUGCUUCUUUUAAAGGCAUUGAGAGAAGAAUUCAAACAAAACUCGUUGGCUCAAGGGGAUACACUUAUCCUAGCUGUAACUUUGCCUGCAGUUAAAAAGCAUAUAGACACUGGAUAUAGAAUCCCAGAGCUCUCUAUGCAAGCCGACUUUAUCACCAUCAGGACGCUUGACUUGCACACCGCCUCCGAUGGAAAAGUUGGCUUGAGUGCUCCCUUACGUUCUGACCCUAAGUCAGAAAGCGAUGACAAAUAUUUAAACGUGGAGUGGAUUACUAAACACUACAUUUCGCUGAAGGUUCCCAAGGAAAAAAUAAACAUCGGUAUACCGACGUACGGCAGGUCAUUCAGGCUUGAAGACGGUUCCCAUAACAAGAUAGGAGAUAAAGCUGUCAGUAACAAAGGACCUGUGCCUUUAAAUUCAACAGACGGCAUUGUAGGUUAUGCCGAGGUUUGUCAACUAGUCUUGGCUGGCGGAUCAGUGGAAAAUGACGAAUCUCAUGAUGGUCGUUACUACACCAACGGCAAUCUAUGGAUCAGCUACGAGGACAUCCUCAGUGUCAGUAAAAAGACCCGUUUUGUAAAAGAUUUAAAACUUGGUGGUAUAACUUUCUGGACACUUGACCUCGAUGACUUCACUGGGGUAGGAUGCCAGCAUGGACGAUACCCGCUCAUUAGAACAGCGAAACGUAUUGUAUGCUACUACACCAACUGGGCCCAAUUUCGGCAUGGAAAAGGCCGGUUUAUGCCUGAGAACAUUCCAGCUCACCUGUGCACCCACAUUGUGUAUGCUUAUGCUGUGUUCAAAGACUUCACAGCUGCUGCAUAUCUUGGGAACGAUGACUCAAAGAUCUGGCUUGAGGGAAUGUAUGGUCGUGUAUUGAGAAUCAAAAACAAAAAUCCAGACCUGAAAAUUCUUCUGGGAAUUGGCGGAGGAAAUUCUCCUGACACAAAUUUGGAAGAUCUAAUAUAUGACACAUCCAUGCUGGAAAAUUUUGCAAAGAGUAUAGCGACCUUUCUGGAAGAGAGAAAAUUUGAUGGGCUAGAAGUAUCAUGGCAAGUGCCUUCAUCUCGCUGGAAACCUAAUUUCUCGUAUUUUCUUCAGAUACUGAAGACGACCUUUGAAAAAUACUUAGUAUUCCAUGAACAACCACGGCUAAUUCUCUCCGUUGCGUUGACAGCCUCCAAGGAAAGAAUUGAAGCAGGAUAUGGUGAUGAGCUCCCUCGCAUCGCAGUCUGCGCUGAUUUCAUAUCCCUCAUGACCUAUGAUUUCCACGGAGGCUGGGAUGCUCACACGGGCCACAAUGCUCCUUUGUUUCCCAAUUCAGACAAACUUAGAUAUGACCAACGCCUCAAUGUGGACUGGGUUGCCAAGCACUAUGUGAAACUCGAUAUUCCAAAAUAUAAAAUUAACAUUGGUGUCGCCACCUAUGGUCGCUCAUUCACUUUAGCUGAUGGGGAAAAUCACAAUUUACUGGCUCCAGCAAAAGGUCCGGGAACCGCUGGCAAAUUUACUGGUGUAGCAGGACUGUUAGCAUAUUAUGAGGUGUGCGAUUUUAUUUCCAAAGGAGCUAAUGUAAGUUAUAUCCCUUCGCAAAGGGUUCCCUACGCCUACCGUGGUAAUCAGUGGGUGGGCUUUGAUGACCUCAAGAGUGUUUUUCAAAAGGCUUGCUACUCGGUGUGUCAAGGUUUUGGAGGUGUCAGUUUGUGGACGCUAGACUUUGAUGACUUUACUGGUGAUUUCUGUAAGGAGGGACAGUUCCCGCUUUUAACAACUAUUUACAACAUUUUGAAUCAAACAGACAAAGACGUCUGCGUCAAGUAG
Molecule: messenger RNA, 2246 nt
Organism: Candidula unifasciata
Lineage: Eukaryota; Metazoa; Mollusca; Gastropoda; Stylommatophora; Geomitridae
Source: the annotation of a GenBank genome assembly